Messenger RNA from Meloidogyne enterolobii, 303 nucleotides. NCBI's taxonomy places the organism in Eukaryota, Metazoa, Nematoda, Chromadorea, Rhabditida, Meloidogynidae. The record is from the annotation of a GenBank genome assembly.
AUGUAUAGUAUAAGUAUUGCACUUCUAAGGCAUAUUUCUUAUGUAUUUACUUCAUUUACUGGCUCUUAUCUAGCUUGGGAAUUAGGAUCUGAAACUUGGACGCGUAAAGAUUGUGUUAUGCCAGCUUUAGCUAUUAUAAAGAAUGAUUUAUUCCUAAAUGAUGCUCGAAUGAUUAAAUGGUCAGAAAUUUUAUUUACAAAAUCCGUUGCUCAUUUUAAACGUGUUGCUUUAACAAAAACUGAAUAUGCUUUAUUAAUAGCUAUUAUUCUUACUAGAUCGAGUAAGAAAUUUAAUAUAGUGUAA